Messenger RNA from Sitodiplosis mosellana (orange wheat blossom midge), 3184 nucleotides. It is a transcript of the gene Dbx, whose product is annotated as homeobox protein 5. Lineage: Eukaryota; Metazoa; Arthropoda; Insecta; Diptera; Cecidomyiidae. The transcript is spliced from 9 exons. The record is from RefSeq and is a predicted model, not a curated record. Gene Ontology annotation, biological process: regulation of transcription by RNA polymerase II. Gene Ontology annotation, molecular function: DNA-binding transcription factor activity, RNA polymerase II-specific; DNA binding. Bases 436 to 2316 code for a protein of 626 amino acids.
GAUGUCGUAUUGGUUACACGUCGUUCGACCCUCUCGUGCAUUUUAUCUCUCAUGGUUUUUCGGUUUCCGUUGCGAAAAAUGAACUAUUAUUAACCAAUUUGAAUUGAUCUCGAGUCGAGUGGUCGCUUUGCAUUCGUCGCGUCGAUGAAAAAAAGUUUUUCCAAAAGUUGAACUGUGAUCGAACCAUGUGCAAACUAAUUGGAUUUUAGUGAAUUCCCAGAAAGAAAAAUUAUCAAAUCAACUUUUAUCUUGUUUUGUGUCCCGAAAAGAUUUAAAUGGAUUUGCCGAAAUAGUGUGAAUCAGUGAAUCUAUUACACGUUUGAACUGAGACUUUGAUUUCCAGCAAUAAAAAUUUAGUUUCCGUGUUUGGGUUGUUUCUUUCUUCAUCGGUUUUUUUGCCUUUCGAUCGAUUCGGUGAAACAAAAUUACGAUAAGAUGUCAACUGCAUUUUUAGUGGAUAACAUUUUAAAUGACAAAGAAGAUCGUUCGGAUUCAAUAAUUUCGGAUACGGAUUCAGAUGCGACAUCGGAUUUAAAAGACUCGGUGUGCGGUUCACCCGAAUCAAAUGAAAAUAUCUCACCAUCGCAUCAUUAUUAUCACCAUCAUCAUAUACAUCAACAAGCAUCCGGUAAUACAAGCGCCCAACUCUCGGAAACAUUACUACGAACAUACAACACCAUGAUACGGAGCAGUGAUUGUGCCACAUCGGAUGACCAUUCGGACGAUGCAAGCAAUCACUUCAUCGAAAUGUGUUGUACAAAGUGCGGUCACUUUCAGCAAUUAAACAAAACGCGUAGCAACAACGGUACAAAUGGCAGUGGUAGUGACGAUAAUAAUGCCGAUAUCGAUACCGAUUUCAAGUGUGAUAAAUGUGACAGCAAUGAAGGUGUUAUUAGUAGCCAAAAGGAAACCACAACCACGAUUUUAAAGGACAAUGCAAAACCCAUAUUAAAAUUUAGUGUGUCAGCGAUUUUAGGUGAUAAAAAGGAAUGUGCCAGAGUUAGACACGAGUUUCUUCAACCGCAACAUAUUUGGCCUUAUAUUCAGCAAAAUUUCAUGCACCAUCAUUCGCAAGUUCAUUAUCAAGGAUUUCAUGUCACAAACAAUAACCAUCAGCAAAAUAACCACAAUAAUUUACAUCAAGAACAGCAACCGCAGCAUAAUCAUCAUCAGCAUGUGCCGUCACCAAUUAGUUGUAACAAUGAAAUCGACAAUCUAUCGAACAGUAACAAUAAUAAUAGCAGUAGUCUUAACAAUAAUGCGAGCGGAACAAAUGCCGAUAGCACGGCCAUCGUGUCUGACAUUCAGGAUGCUGAACAACAAAAUAGAUUAAGGGAAAAGCAACAAUUGCAACAGCAGCAACAAUUGAUUGCGAAACCGUUGGCGAGUCGACCAGCUCCACCAUUUUUACAUCAUACACUAAGUCAUCCCCAUCUUCACUCAUUAUUGGCUCAUUGCCGAAAUCCUUACAUCGGAGCUGGCGCUGGUCCUCAAGUGUUUCCAUUACCUCCUGGUCAAGGUUUUCCAUGGGCGCAUUCGACACGCGGUAAACCGCGACGAGGAAUGAUGCGAAGAGCCGUUUUUUCCGAUUCACAACGGAAAGGGCUGGAAAAGCGAUUUCAAAUGCAGAAGUAUAUCAGUAAGCCGGAUCGCAAAAAACUCGCCGAAAGACUUGGCCUUAAGGAUUCACAGGUGAAAAUUUGGUUUCAGAACCGACGGAUGAAGUGGAGAAAUUCUAAAGAACGUGAGUUAUUGGCAAGUGGUGGUAGUCGUGAUCAAACCCUUCCAAAUAAAAAUAAUCCCAAUCCAGAUUUAUCGGAUGCCCGCACCGAUCGUCAGCCAUCCAUUUCACCGGCUUCGGCGUCACCAAACUCCAGUCUCAUGGAUCAAUCACAGUCAGCACAAAAUCUUGAUCAUUUCCCCAGCCCACCAAGUAUGACGCCAACGAGUAAAGCAAACAUGGAAUUGCACAGUAAGAACAAUGUCAUUUUAGCGAAUGGCUGCAAUGGCAAAGAAGGAAAAUCAUUUAAAAUUGAAAAAGGUGCAACGAUGAAUGAAAGUAACCAUCCAUUCGUCGAUCAAUUUAUGCCAAAUGCAAACCAAUCCAUUUUGUCGCACAUGAGCUCAUCGUCGAGCGAAGAGAAUCGACGCGAAUCGGCACCACAACAGCACCUGUUUAACAACUUUUACGACAAAGUUCGUGACAUCAAUAGUUCCGUAUCGUUUAAUAAUCGAUCUGAAAAUGUUGGUAACAUGUCGAACUACUAUUAUGACGAAUUUGAUUCAAACUCCGACGAAGAGAUUAGCGUAACUUGAGUCGAUUAAGUGGGAUGACUUAUUUUCCUUGGCUUUAAUAGAAGCUAUACAUGAAUAUACGAUAUAUUUUAUCACUCUCAUUGCUGUGUAACGCAAGAAAAAUGAUUUUUUUGUCUCAAUCAAAAGACUCUUGAGAAUUCUCACCAAAAAAGAUUCUCAGUUCGAAACAUCUUCGAACCGACUGAAUGGAAUUACUCAAGACACAUUUCCAUGUCUCAUGAUUUCAUCAAUCGAAACAUAUUGUUUCUAAUAAAUUUCUAAUGAAAUUCGCCUGACUUUUUUUUUGCUCAAAAUUCAUUUUUACUGAAUAAAUAAAAUUCCUGUUUGGGGUGCGAAAAUGCAAACUAAUUUUCCAAGGAACCAAAUUGGUCUUGCCGUCGGCUGAUGAUCAAAAACAAACUACGACAACUUUCACAGAAGACAAUGAAAGAAUUCAACGUAUAUAAAUCCAGCUGGAAGUUGGAAUUUCAUAAAUGUAAAUAAAAUUGCAAAUAAAGAAAAGAAAAAUUAAUUUUGUUCUAUAAGUGAUUCGCUAAGUAAGAAGAACUGCUUCAACAAGUUCGUAAAGCAUUUUGAAGCCAAAAAAGUAUAUAAAUGUUCAGCACCGAAAUGAAGAAUCGAAUCGGUUGCACAUUUGGCUUCCAUGUAUUGACACACACAUGAAAUGAAAAUUUAUCGAUUAAUAAAAAUUGACUAAAUAUUUAGUAAGAGGACCCGCUCAGUCUAUGUAUGUGAAGAUAAACUUGAUAAAAACAGACACAAUUUUAAACUCAAAACCAAAAAUAGAAACUAUUUAAUAAACUCCAUUGUAAGAUUGUCAUUGUAAUUUAUUUAGUUGGUCAAAAUAAAGUGAAAAAUUUACGAUAAA